AUGGAGCAGGAGGCUGAGGAGCUGAGCCAGUGGCAGACUGCGCACCAGCCGGUCCCGGAUAACGAGAAAGCAACGUCCAUCUUGGAUAUGUCUCUGCCUUCCAGAAGUAGUGGAGCACACACCUCUUGGAACCAUGGCCCACCAGACACUCAACACUUUCCUCAGGGCACAGAGAUGUUGAGGACCUUUAUGGUGUCUGCUGAGGCACCUGGGCAGAAUAUGGGUGAAGUGGGGCCACAGUUCAGCAUGACGCUACCUGAGCAUUGUGUGAACUGUUGCCCCCAAGCCACUUCCAUUCCUUCCCAGAAGACUUACUCUCAGGGACUGUCUCUCUCCCAGCCAGGGACAAUGAUGUGCAAGGAGCCCCAGAUGGUGCUGCCCUUAGGAGAGCCCAGUAUUCCAGGAAUGGCCAGGACCUUCAGUGAGAAUCUAAGGAUACCCCCCAAUAGGCUGCCAGUCUCAGCUUCAAGUGGCAUCUCAGUGUCCCAUACCAGUGCCCCAACAAUGCCUUAUUCUGAUCCUCAAUUAGUACCUUCUAUCAGAGCCUCUUUAACUCCUAAAAUGUUAUGGGCCCCAAACAUGCUCUCCACUGAGACCCAAGCUGUGCUCCCCUCCAUCGUUCAUAGGUUGCCACCUAGAGGUCCCUAUGACCUUGGCAUGCCCUCAGACAAGUCCCAGUCUUUGCCGACUUUAGAAUCCCGUGACUCUCUUGUGAACCAGUCAGAUGGCCAGGAAGACAGCUUCCUACUUGAGCAGCCAACCCAGGCUCCAAGGAGAGCAGAGAACUCUAGUGUCCAGCAAGGGGCACCCAGGAGGGAGUCCCCACUUUCAAGGCCUUAUUGCUGUCAGCAUAAGAACUGUGGAAAAGCUUAUACCAAGCGCUCUCACCUCGUGAGUCACCAGCGCAAACACACAGGUGAGAAGCCCUAUCGAUGCACCUGGGAAGGCUGCACGUGGUCUUUUUUUCGUUCUGAUGAGCUUGGACGACAUAUGCGGAUACACACCAGGUAUCGACCAUAUGGAUGUGAUCAGUGUGGCCGACAGUUCAUGAGGUCUGACCAUCUCAGGCAACACCAAAGGAUUCAUCAGCGGCUGCCAGAAUCUCCAGACCCACAGGCCAGCAGUGGACAGACAGAUGGUCCUCUUGAUCCUGGUCUUUAG
Molecule: messenger RNA, 1161 nt
Organism: Sciurus carolinensis (gray squirrel)
Lineage: Eukaryota; Metazoa; Chordata; Mammalia; Rodentia; Sciuridae
Gene: Klf17
Product: KLF transcription factor 17
Exons: 3
Coding region: 1-1161 (386 amino acids)
Biological process (GO): regulation of transcription by RNA polymerase II
Molecular function (GO): RNA polymerase II cis-regulatory region sequence-specific DNA binding; DNA-binding transcription factor activity, RNA polymerase II-specific
Source: RefSeq, a predicted model, not a curated record